CUGGGAAAAGCAUUAGUUUUUCAGCUUGGCUAUGUGCUAGGCUCCGUUGCCGCAGCAUCUUACUUUGGUAGCCGCAUCGCGCAGCUACUAAAAUCCUAUCGUCGAAAUUCUUCGGAAGGCCUAUCACAUUACACAUUUUACAUAAUGAUAGCCGGGAAUCUAACAUACGGUAUAUCGGUACUGCUUGAAUCAACAGGCUGGCACUAUGUGUUGCAUCAUAUGCCAUGGCUGGUGGGCAGUUUGGGCGUCUGUUUUGCUGAUAGUGCGGUGGCCGUUCAGUGCUUUUACUACAAUCGACGUAAGCCGAGCACCACCGUGAAGCAACCUGCUCCGGAAAAAGAUCGACCUUGA
Molecule: messenger RNA, 351 nt
Organism: Gongylonema pulchrum
Lineage: Eukaryota; Metazoa; Nematoda; Chromadorea; Rhabditida; Gongylonematidae
Source: the annotation of a GenBank genome assembly